GAGAAGAGAUGGAAGAAAGGAGACCGUUACAUAAUUUGCCAAAGAAAAGUUUAAAGCGAGAAUACUGAAAGUUGAAGGGUGGGGGUAGGAGUUGCCAGAGUAGGGAUAGUAGAGAUGGAUAGUGAGAGGGAAAAGGAAAAGUUGGAAGAGGAGAGUAUGAGGUAAAUAUAACAAAUUAAACGAAAGGGGGAGAGAUGAGUAGGAGAGAAUAGGCUGAGUAUAAAAGCGAGAGGAAGAGCUCGUUCGAACAUGGCGUGUUUUGAACGUGUCUUGUCUUUAGCGGGAGUCAAAAGCAGAAGAUUCAUGGGGUCUGGAAUGAGCAAGAUUCUUGAUGGAGUUUACAUUGGAAACUUCUAUGAUUCUAAAGAAGAAAAAGCACAAAAAGAAAAUAGUGUUACUCAUAUUUUAGCUGUUCAUGACAAUGCCAAACCAUUGCUUUCUGAUAAAGUUUACCUGUGUAUCUUUGCCAGUGACAAUCCCCAACAGUGUUUGAGCCAAUAUUUUGAAGAGAGUAUAGACUUCAUUCACAAAGCUAGACAAGAAGGAGGUGGUGUACUUAUUCAUUGUUUGUCAGGAGUAUCACGAAGUGUAACACUCACAGUAGCCUAUAUAAUGACGAUAACAAGCCUGAACUGGAGGGAUUCUAUGAAUGCUAUAAGAGGGGCACGGAACUGUGCUAACCCAAACUAUGGUUUCCAAAGGCAACUGAGAGAAUAUGAAGAGAAUGGGUUGGAAGCUGCUCGGAAACGUUUGAAAGAGAAGUACCCUGACUAUGAUAACAAAAAUGAUGAACAACGCUGUCAGGAGCUUCUGAAAUGUUAUCAACAUUACUUAGCACAUGGAUCCCAGAGUGAUGUUGCUGUCUGGGUAUAUAACCUGAAUGAAGGAAAAAAGACAUCUGAAGAAAGCAAAAGCUCUACAGAUGUUGUGAAGUCAAAAUCCAAUGAAACCUGAAACUAAUUCAUCAUAUUAUUAAAGUCCUUCUCUUAAAACAAUUUAGAAAAUAUAUCAUUUUACUGGGAUCAUGAUUCAAAGGAAGAAAGCUGAUAGAAAUAUCAUUUAUACUCUAUUUAAGUUGUAUUAUGAAAUGUGUUUUAUCGAGUUCUCUUAUGAAACAAUCAGUGAAGUUGCAUUUCUGAUGAAAAAAUUUCUAUUCUUUUCUCAUUUACUAAUAAUUUUAGCUUGAAAUUGGAGUUUGUUUUUUCAAGCUGUUCUUAACAACUUAAGAACUAAAUAGUGUGUUCAAGAUUGAAUAUUGUCUUCCUCAUUACUUAACUCUAACAGUGUCCUGCUCUAAGGUUUCCUUAUCCACAUUGUGUUCAUUGUACUCUUCUGAUACUAAGCAGAGUGGGGUUGUAGGGUCUGAUAUUUCUGCAUUUCUUAUUCUUGAUUGGUGUAACUUAGUCUGUUUUGUGCAUGGUCAGCACAUUCUCAGCACAUUUAUCUUCUGCCUUGACCCAUUUCUCUCAUUAUUUUAUCAGUUGCCUUUAUAUCUGGUACCUGUCAUAAUCAUGUGUGAUACUUUCAACGAUAGUUCAUUCAAUAUUUAUUAAUUUCUAAUUCAUAACAAGCUGCCAAUAAAUUAAAAUCUUGCACUCUCACUAAGUCCCCACUGACUAUUUCUAAUAUUCCUGAAAACCUCUAACAUUGAAGCUGACUGAAUAACAUAUUUCUCCUACUUUCUUCCAUCAUUUCUCAGUUUUCUGCACAUUUUCCACUUGGUUUCACAUGUUGUAAAUUAAUGUAAUAAGUUGAUUGUAUAUAUUUUUUUGAGUAUUUUUAAUGAUGAAUGACCAAAAAUAAUAUAUAGUAUUUAAAAAUGAAUAAAAAUUUAUUUUCACCAUUUAAUGAAAAACAAUAUAUCAUUUAACAGUGUGUGUGUUUUUGCCUGUUAUAGCCUUGUAUCAAAGUUGAGAUUUUGUGAUCCAAAUUCUGGAAAAUGUUAACAUAUAGAUUUUCAGUUCAUCUUGAGAUUAUAUUUUCAUAAAAGUUUAGACUGUUAAAACUGUCAGUUUGAAGAAAACUCAUACAUGUAUGUUUAUUUAGAAAUGGAAAAAUUAUCAUUGUAGCCUUGAGCCAUGGGUGCACACAUAAAGCUGGCAUAUUGCUGUUGAUCUAAUAAAUAGCAUUAAGCAGAUGUGAUAUAAAUCUACUUUUGCAUAAGAUACUAGUCUAUUUAACGUUCCCAAGUCUGAUAACACAUAACACUGAACAAAAACAGAAUGAAAUAUUUUAGAUGAUAUAUGUUUGUAAAGAACAUGGUAUAAUUCAGAAUACCUGAAGCGUAUAUCAUUUAGAUAACUAGUUUAUUACCUGGCUAACAUAUAUGCAAAUAUUAUAUAUACAUUUGAACAGCUAUUAAUGUUAUAUCCUUAUAUAAACUACUGUAUAUAAUAUAUAUAUAUAUAUAUAUAUAUAUAAUAUAUUUGGUGAAGCAAACAGGAAAAAUGGAACUCAAAAUAUAAGUUUGUAUUUUUUUAUUAAUAUUUAGCAGAAGCAACAGAGUGACUCAAGAUCCAAGAGUUUCAUGUACUGACACAUCAAAUAUGUAUAUAAAAUGAUUUAGAUUCAAAGUAAUAUAUUUCUAAUGAGGAACAAUUAUCCUGAAAUAGAUAUGCAAGAGAUUCCUAAUUGUUUUUCUGUUUACUUAAGAGAACAAUAGGAUGUUUUCACAUUUCGAUCUCCACAGCCAAGGUAUUAUGUUUUAGAUCUUUUAAAUAUUUCAGAUUUAAACUAAUAAUGGUCAAUGAACUUCUAGCUCAAAUUUAUCAUAUAUUGACUUAGUAAAAUAAUCCAUAAACUAAGGGCCCUCCUAGCAGUGUUUUCAUUUUGGUCUUUUAUACCCUAAUGAAAAUUGAGACUGCAUUUUCUGCCAUAAACACUUCAGUCUUCAUAAUUAGCCUCUCCUAACUUG
Molecule: messenger RNA, 2914 nt
Organism: Octopus sinensis (East Asian common octopus)
Lineage: Eukaryota; Metazoa; Mollusca; Cephalopoda; Octopoda; Octopodidae
Product: dual specificity protein phosphatase 22
Exons: 5
Coding region: 250-954 (234 amino acids)
Biological process (GO): protein dephosphorylation
Cellular component (GO): cytosol
Molecular function (GO): protein tyrosine/serine/threonine phosphatase activity
Source: RefSeq, a predicted model, not a curated record